Thunnus maccoyii (southern bluefin tuna) is the source of this 3081-nucleotide messenger RNA. Its product is annotated as sialoadhesin-like. The record is from RefSeq and is a predicted model, not a curated record. The coding region runs from base 1331 to 2053 and encodes 240 amino acids. Gene Ontology annotation, biological process: cell surface receptor signaling pathway. Lineage: Eukaryota; Metazoa; Chordata; Actinopteri; Scombriformes; Scombridae. The transcript is spliced from 8 exons. Gene Ontology annotation, molecular function: transmembrane signaling receptor activity.
UUUUCUGAUCAUUUGCAUCCUUAAUCACAGCAAAGCACUGACGGAGGCCAACAACAUUGAGAUUCAUCAGUCAAUCCGGGAUCUGCUACCUGAUGACGAUUCUGAGGCAUGGGUUCCUCUCAGUGGACAAAAAAGUGUGCCAGGAGCAGAAGUCUUUAUGUUUCUACACCUUAAUUGGAGUGGAUCUGUGGUAAAUUCAAUUGAUUGGACAUGAUUUGGGAAGGAACACACUUGUCUAUAUAAGGUCUCACAAAGCAUAUCAGAGCAAAAACCAAACCAUGUGGUCGAACGAACUGCCUGCAGAGUUUAGAGACAGGAUUUUGUUGAGGCACAGAUAUGGAGAAGGCUACAAAAAAUUCUGCUGCAUUGAAGCUUCCCAACAGCACAGCGGCCUCCAUAAUUCUCAGGAGGAAGUUUGGAACAACCAGGACUCUUCCUAGAGCUGGCUGCCCAGUCAAACUGAGCAAUGGGGGAGACGGGCCUUGGCGAGAGAGGUGACCAAGAACCCGAUGGUCACUCUGGCUGAGCUCCAGAGAUCCUGUGUGGAGGUCGGAUAAACUUCCAGAGGAACAACCAUCACUGUAACACUCCAGCAAUCUGGGCUUUAUGGCAGAGUGGCCCGACAGAAGCCUCUCCUCAGUGAAAGACACAGGAAAGCCCGCUUAGAGUUUGCAAAAACGUUCCUAAAGGAGUCUCAGACUGUGAGAAACACGAUUAUAUCACUGAUGAAACCAGGAUUGAACUGUUUGGCCUCAGUUCUUAGCGUCAUGUCUGGAGGAAACUAGGCAUUGCUCAUCACCUGCCCAAUACCAUCCUAACAGUGACGCAUGGUGGUGACAGCAUCAUGUUGUAGGGUGUUUUUCAGUGACAGGGGCUGGGGGACUGGUUAGGGUUGAGGGAAAGCUGACAGAGCAAAGUACAUAGAUAUCCUUAAUGAAAACCUGGUCCAGAGUGCUCAUGACCUCAGAGUGGGCCGAAGGUUCACCUUCCAACAGGACAAUGACCCUAAGCACACAGCCAAGACAACACAGGAGUAGCUUAGGGACAACUCUGUGAAUGUCCUUGAGCGGCCCAGCUAGAGCCCUGACCUGAACCCAAUCGAACAUCUCUGGAGAGACCUGAAAAUGGCUGUCCACCGACGGUCCCAACCCAACCUGACAGAGCCUGAGAGGAUCUGCGGAGAAGAAUGGCAGAAAAUCCCCAAAUCCAGGUGUACAAAGCUUGUUGCGUCAUACCCAAGAAGACUUGAGGCUGCCAAAGGUCAGGAUGUGGUCAGAAUGUGGCAGGGUGAAAGAAACAUUCGGAGGAAGACAGACCGCAUUAAUACAACAUGGAGAUCACAUCACUCUGCCUGAUGCUCUCAGCCACACUGAGCAUCAUUCCCAACAGAUCUCAGUUUUUUCAGUAUGACCGAAUCUCUCUGAGCUGUGAGGCACCAGCAAACCCCAGCAUCUGGACAGUGAAGAGAAACACCUCGAAAAGGACAUCUCAGAAAUGCACGUAUGGCUGGGGAAUCCCAAGUGAAUCCUCCUGCAUCAUUCAGCAUGCCUUCCCGUCAGACACUGGAUUGUACUGGUGUGAGUCCCAGCGGGGGGAGUGCAGCAGCAACACCGUCAACAUCACUGUUACUGCUGGUGUUGUGAUCCUGGAGAGCCCUGGACUUCCUGUGACAGAGGGAGACGAUGUGACACUUCUGUGUUCCUGCAAGGAAAAAUAUGAAACUAAAUCUACAUCAAAUUUCUCAUUCUACAAAAAUGGUGAUGAAAUCAAGACUCAGCCUGCAGGAAAGAUGACCCUCCGAGCCGUUUCCAAGUCUAAUGAAGGCCUUUACAAGUGUAAACACCCCACAAAAGGAGAGUCACCACAGAGCUGGCUGGCAGUGAGAGCUGGAGCCACUCCUCCUCCUCUUAUUUCUCCGCACCUGUUGUGCACCAUCCUGCUGUUCAUCUUCUACAAUGUCAUCCUCAUUGUGUGUGUACUCAUUUACCGAAGGUGGGCUCAAGCUCGAGCUGAAGCAAAGAGGAGAGCCUCUCAUCAUCUCACUCUGGAGUGAUGAGUCCUAUUUCCAAGAGGACCAAUUAUAUAAGGGAGUAUCUUCAUUUUGUAAUAGUAUUAGUGGAAGCAGCAGUAGUAUUAGUUGUACUAGUAGCAGUAGUUGUAGUAGUAGUGGAAUUAUCUUUGUUGUAGAAUGUAUUCUCUCUUAGCUACUAUCAAUUGUGUAGUAUUAUUCACUUAUGUGAAGUGAUAUUUACAUGGAUCAUUUAAUUAACAGCCUGCAUGCACAUAUGAAUGUGACUGUAUAGAUCAAUGAUAAAUUGGCAUUCGUGCCCUUAUUUCGGCUUUGCAUAAAUAAUACCUUACAUCCUUGACUUGUAACAAUCUGGUGCCAUUUGGAGGUAGAUAUAAUGUUUAUUUUAUGAUGAUAAUGCAAGUUUUUUGACUAAUUGCCACUUUUGUCCUUAAUUUUAUCUUUCCUUUUUGGCUUUUUGAUAGAAUGGAUUUCCGCUCCAAUAUGUUUGAAAGCAUUAUAUGAUUUAUGAUAUAUCAAUUCUUUUGCUUUUGAUGAACUUGUUAUUUUUUAUUCUUGAGUUUUUGGGGUUUAUAUGGAUAUACUGUUACCCUUGUGUCAUUUUGUAUUUUUCUAGUCUUUCCAAUGCUUUUUUCUGACUAACCUGGAUGGUGACACGUAUGCUGGGGGUUGUUCAAGGUGUUCAUCAGUAAAACUAAAUUAAUCUGUGGUCCUCUGAUUGGACAAUUGAGGCAGCUAUGAUGUGUGUGAGGUUUAUAGGCAAUAUCAUAACACGUCUAUACAUACAGUGUAUGUAUAGAAGUGUUAUGUUAAUGAAAAGUUAAGGUCAGACAACCAAAACAUAGUGAUUUAAUAAAUAUUCCAGCAGUAAGCGAGACAGUGUGCUGGAGUUCUUCUCAUUGUAUUAGUUGCACCUUCCUCUGACGCAUCUGUCACAUAUUCAGAUGUACAGAGAUUUUUUUUCCAAAAUAUAUCAUAUGUAACAUUUCUUAUGUGUAAUGUCCCUGUAAAAUUACCAAAGACAAAAUAAAUAAACUGACUUCUGUUUUAUA